Messenger RNA from Monodelphis domestica (gray short-tailed opossum), 2649 nucleotides. RefSeq names its product thiamine transporter 2-like. NCBI's taxonomy places the organism in Eukaryota, Metazoa, Chordata, Mammalia, Didelphimorphia, Didelphidae. Gene Ontology annotation, cellular component: plasma membrane. The record is from RefSeq and is a predicted model, not a curated record. Gene Ontology annotation, molecular function: thiamine transmembrane transporter activity. Gene Ontology annotation, biological process: vitamin transport; transmembrane transport.
UAGUAGUCACUCCUCAGGAAUCUGUUUUAACUUUGGCUGAGAAAUACAUGUAACAAUACCUUCAACCUUGUGAAGUUACUAUUUGUAUCCAAGGAGUUAGGAAGAGUAACCUCUUCUUUCAAUUUCUGCCCUCUGACUUUGGGCUCAUUUCAUUAUUGAGAAGAAAGGAAAAGUGUGAGGUAAGUUUUAAUCCUGAAUUUUUGUGAAAAGUAAUUUACUUUUUAUCUUUAAGGAAGAAACUUGGAGCAUCAUUCUCUGUUGGUGAUCUUCCGUAUUUUUCUAGUGUAACCAUGGAUUGCUCUAAAACAAAGCAACAUUCCUGGAUUUUCCCCACUGUCAUUCUCUGUAUCUAUGGAUUUUUCUCCAUGGCUAGACCUUCGGAACCAUUUAUCAUACCUUACUUAAUUGGACCUGAAAUAAAUCUGACACUCAGUCAGGUCUCUAAUCAUAUGUUUCCAAUUUGGACUUACUCUUACUUGGCGCUGCUCUUCCCUGUGUUUGUGCUGACUGAUUACCUUCGGUAUAAACCUGUCAUCAUCUUACAGGGAGUUAGCUAUGUGAUCACAUGGGUGCUGCUCGUAUUUUCCCGAGGAUUAUUAGCUAUGCAGGUUCUGGAAUUUUUCUAUGGGAUGGCCACUGCCACAGAGGUGGCCUAUUAUUCCUACAUUUACAGUGUGGUUGAUGUGGAACAUUACCAGAAAGUAACAAGUUACUGUAGAAGCAUCACACUAGUGGCUUUCACAGCUUUUUCUGUCCUGGGACAACUCUUGGUCUCCCUGGCAAACGUAACUUACUUUUACCUCAACGUUAUAACCAUGGUCUGUCUCUCCUUGGCAUUAGUUUCCUCAUUUUUUCUGCCAAUGCCCCAGAGAAGCAUGUUCUUCCAUAAAAAACCCACUGCAAAAGAAAGUUCUCCAGGAUCUCCAGAUGAAGAGUCACCUAGUCAUGGAAGUUCUGUCAGCCUAGAAGGUGGCAUCAUUUCAGAAUCACCAACGAAAUCGGGAAUACAGCAAGAAAGCUGUCCUCCUGGCCUCCAGCAUAAAAACCUGAUGCUGAGGGUGUUUUUGCAGUGGUGCCAAGACUUGAAGGAGUGCUACUUGACCAAACAUCUUUUAUUCUGGUCCAUUUGGUGGGCUUCUUCCACAGCUGGCUUUAACCUAGUGCUAAACUAUGUCCAGGUUCUAUGGGAUCACAAGGCACCAUCUCAAAAUUCUCAAGUGUAUAAUGGAGCAGUAGAAGCUGUUGCAACAUUUGGAGGUGCUUUGGCAUCCUUGGCUGUGGGAUAUCUAAAAAUCAACUGGGAUCUUUGGGGAGAAUUGGCUUUAGGAAUCUUCUCAGUCCUCGAUGCUGCUUCCGUACUCCUCAUGCGUUUCACCAGCAAUAUCUGGGUGUGUUAUGCCGGCUUUUUGAUUUUCAAAUCAGGUUAUAUGCUUCUCAUAACCAUUGCAGUUUUUCAGAUUGCAGUAAACCUCAGCAUGGAGCGUUAUGCCUUAGUGUUUGGAGUCAACACCUUUAUGGCUCUGGUGAUUCAGACCAUAAUAACAUUUAUCGUGGUUGAUUCUAAAGGUCUGAGUCUGCCUGUUGAAACUCAGUUCCUAGUUUAUGGAAGCUAUUUUUUUGUCAUUGCUGGAAUUUUCAUAGUGAGAAGUAUUUAUAUAAUCUAUUCCAUCAAAUGCAAAAAGGAGAAAAGAGCGACGAUCACCAAUCUGAACCCAAGUGAAGGAAAACCAGAGAAAUGUAUCGAAUCAACAAAGCUUUAGUGUCCACACUGGUCUCAUUGUUUUACAGAAAAACAGAAAAUUACUUUGACUGCAAAUGUGAUAGUUUGAAAAACUAGAUUUCUAUGUUUUGCCCUGAAUCAAAAUAUAUGAGCUGAUUAAAUUCUAGUUGACUUGCUCCAAACUGCCAUCAAUCUCAGUUUUGCUACAUCAGUAUUAGCUAACCUCAGGUCAAAUUGGGUGUCACCAAAAGAUUUGGUCACCCUGAUUAAUAGAGCCUAUCCACGGUGAUCCAGUGAAGAAGUGGGUCUCCAAAUCCUAAUUGCACUAUUUACGAGCCAUAGUUUAUCAUCAGGACAACUGAAGCUUUCUGACAACCUAAGGAUCUUCUUGCCAAAACAAAUAGCUCUCAAGAAAAUGUUAGCUAUUGCAUCAAUCUUCCUUUGCAAUUAAGCACACCUUCUGUACUACUUAUUAUUCUUCUGGAGAAAUGCAGCUUUUUGUGCCUGUGUCUGAAGGACACCCCACUGAACUCUGAAAUGCUAAAAUGUUGCUGAGAAACUGUCAUCACUCAAUGAGUCCCCAGCAACUUGUUCCUCAUCUAUCAAACCUUGUUGACCGGAUACUAAAGCAUAGGAAUAAAUUUCAGAAAUUCCUUAGCUAGAUCUGGUUCUGGCCUCAGCUCCACAGUGACCCAUAAGUUUCAGUUUGACUCUUCUUCAUUUUCCUAACAUGGAAAAUAGGAAAAUAAUAUGGAGUAAAAGGAUGCACUGGAUACACUAGAGAAGGAUGGUAAACCACUUCCAAGAUCUACUGGAAAGAAUUUCUGAAAUCUCUAUUGAAUUCUCCCUCAAAAAAUGCUCUUAGUUAUUUAUUGACCUUCACUUUCAAAUGAAUGUUGGUAGCAAAUAAAAUUUUUUUUCUAACCUUC